GAAGGGGAAGAAACUUGUAUCCUCCUGUGGGCAAAAAGCCUGUCGGUGCACAUCCUUCGGAGCGGUCGCUGGGAGGAACAUGACCUGACUCCAUCCACCUUUGGGGAGGGGGUCAGCCCGAAACUUCACGGCUCAAGCUGCGACAAAACCAAAUCAAGGUUGGUUCUGAAUUAUGAGAACGUCCUCGGCCACCGUAACUUCAAACUGAUCUUUGCUAUGAGCCAGCGUCACUACCAGGUGUCCGCACGCCGCUGGUUCACACUCGACGCCGUGGAGCUGGAGUACGACGGGACCAAGGCCACGUUUAACGGCAGCAGAAACAUUUACGCCCCCGCUGAGUUCUCGUACCGCUGUGAGUCCGUCACCAGCUUCCGUUGGCCCCAGCUCGUCCCGCGCUCGUCCAAAGAUCCAGCCAAUCAGUGGAGGGUCGCUUUUGAAGACUUUCAGAUCCAGGGCUUUAAUGUCACUGGCAGUGACUUUUCGUACGCCAGCGACUGCGCAGGCUUCUUCUCCCCCGGUAUCUGGAUGGGUCUUAUGACCAGCCUGCUCAUGGUGCUGGUGCUCACUUACGGCUUGCACAUGAUCAUGCAGCUGCGCACCAUGGACCGAUUUGAUGACCCCAAGGGACCCGCUAUCUCUGUGCCCCAAACAGAGUAGCACACCUGGCUCAGCUUUUCCAUCUUUUCCCCUUCAGUGCUUGUCUUACUGUAAUGCUUCCCCCCUUUACAUUCCACUCCCUGUUCAUCUGUAGUUGGGCAUUUUACAGACUGAUUAGUGCUGUUGUCAGAUUAAGGGAUUAGUCAUCACUGCGUAUGUGUCAGUUUAUUCUUAAAUGUGAAUCCUGAGACUGAAGAAUUUGCGUACGUUAUUCAGGAGGUGGUUUAACAACACUGUUCUGAAGGUUUUUCCAGAAUCAACUAAAAUAUUCAUCCAAAGAGAUUUUGAACUUCGUCAGCCAAGUUUCGUCUCUGUUUUCUCAUCCCAACAAAGGUGGUAGCUGUAAUCUGUGCGUGUCUAUGCUUAAUCUGGCUACAAAACAUAAAAAUCUCUUAUUGUGCAGUAAACUGAAUAUUUUGUUAAUCUACAUGGUUAGAAAGGUAAGUGUUAUUAAACCAUCGUAAUAUCUCUCAAAACUGGAUAAAUGUCCCCCAUGAAGGGGACAUAACUGUACAUAAAGGGACAUAAAUAGUUUAAGAUAAAUUAAUUAUGAAAUGCUAUUUAUUUGUGAAAAUAAAAUGUGUGUGUGUGUGUUUACAAUUGUGUUUGUGAGUUGACAACUUGAAUGAGGGGAUCAUAUUUUCAAUAUGGAUGAUGAAUAAAUCAUAUCCAUAAUAUAAAGUUUACUCCAGUAUUCUUGAUCAAAAAGCAAAGGGAUGAUUCAGAUAAUCUCUCGUUUACUAAGAAAAUGCAGAACUUGAAAGGACUACUAAUAUUCACCAUUCAAAGUCUGAGAUUUCCACUAAGUGAAAAAUCUUCAUGGUUGUUUUACCCGAACAUUGUCUUAUUAUAACACUUUUUUCUGUUAUAAUUACCAUGAACACUAUUUAUUACUCAAGUUAAUGUUUCUCCUACUGAAAUAUGCUCAAUGUAUUUGUGUUUAAUUUAUUUCCAUGAUUUCUUGUGAAUAUUUAUGAUGUUAGGUACUGAAUGUGGCCCUAAGCUGUAAUGUUGUGACCUCAAUAAAAAAUCUGGGGAAAUUGUGGUAUGA
Molecule: messenger RNA, 1708 nt
Organism: Plectropomus leopardus (leopard coralgrouper)
Lineage: Eukaryota; Metazoa; Chordata; Actinopteri; Perciformes; Serranidae
Source: RefSeq, a predicted model, not a curated record